Amphimedon queenslandica is the source of this 999-nucleotide messenger RNA. RefSeq lists its product as uncharacterized. NCBI's taxonomy places the organism in Eukaryota, Metazoa, Porifera, Demospongiae, Haplosclerida, Niphatidae. The coding region runs from base 9 to 827 and encodes 272 amino acids. The record is from RefSeq and is a predicted model, not a curated record. The transcript is spliced from 2 exons.
AAUUUUUAAUGCCAGCACUUCUUCCUCUUAUUGAUAUAUCUGACACUGAGGUAGCUACUCUUGAAACAAUGCCUUUACUUUUCUACUUUAAAGACAGAGCUGUUCCUAUGGGCCUCUUUUGUGCUGUUAUAGUGCAUCUUCUCUCAGACUCUUGGAGAAUUACUUCCAGGAAAGGAAAUUAUUCUAAUUUUUUUACAUUACAAAAAACAAUGGAAACUUGUCGAAUAAUAAACUUAACUCUAGUAGAACAGCUUGAUUGCAUUGAAAUGCAUUGUGAAAAAACUGCUGAUAGAAUCAAAGUUAAAGAUGCUGUAGAGAAAUCUAUAAAUGAAGUUAUGAAGAAGAAAAAUAUUGAUGAUGAGUUACCAAUUCUGGCAUUUUAUUGUCUGCCACAAUGUGGUGAUGGAAGAGAUCAUAAAGUUACAAAAACGGAAGAUGGCAUUAUUUGUGAGGAAACCAACCAGGAUUUCCAAACAAAUGAAGAAUAUUGUUCAUGGUUUAGAAGUCAGCAAGAUAAAAGUGAUAAUUGUACAAAAGUCCUUACCAUUGGUGAUUGGAACGAUAUAAUAGGAAUAUUAGACAACAAUGGCUUUCCAAGUCACAAAUGGCAUAAACUUGGAGUAAAAUUAAAUAUAGACUAUGAUCAGUUAGAAAAUAUUGAAAAAGAUAAAAAAGAAAGCUAUGAUUGUUAUUGCAAAUGUAUUGCAGUGUGGUUGAAAACUGAUGGUAAACCAACAUACAGCAAACUAAUUGAUGCUGUUGGAUCUAAAGGUACUGGUGAACCUGCUGUAGCUGCUGCCAUUAAAGAACAUUUAAGUGCAACAUAAUUUUUAGUGCUAUAUAGGCAUUUUUUGUUUGUUUUCUUUACAUUCAAGUCCUAAACUAACUAGGAUUAUAGAUUUUUCAUACAUGUAGUUGUACAAAAACUCAUUUGGUAACUCAUAGUAUCAUUUGACUAUUCUUUUGUUUCGCUUUCUUAUUUUUGGUUUCUAUCUUUUU